Molecule: messenger RNA, 2563 nt
Organism: Physcomitrium patens
Lineage: Eukaryota; Viridiplantae; Streptophyta; Bryopsida; Funariales; Funariaceae
Source: RefSeq, a predicted model, not a curated record
UCUGACUAAAGUCUGACAAGGGGACAACACUUAUGGUGCAACAUUAUGCAGAGUUUUCAGGUCUUGCGCUCCAAGAAACAGUUCAAUCAUGCUCAAAAUAGCCUCUAUAGUAUGUGCAGUACCUACCAAUUGGACACUAUAUCGCGAGAUCCGUAAGUUCAUUUUCACUUGCGAUUCGCCCUCAUUCCCAUCCCUUCUCAAUCUCACACCACCUUCCUCAAUAUAUUGUGAUCUACACUGCUACAUAUCGAUCAAUUCCAUGAAACGGACUGGCCGAGCUCAGAACGGAAGACUCCAUUCGAGGCUUCAAAUUGCAUCAGGUUGCACUGUUGCAUAGCUCUUGGUCAGUCGGGAACGAUCGAGCUGUUGGAUGUGGAGCUGGUUCACAAGUUGAAGUUUGACUGAGAUUCCUUUCGACUAGUUGCCUUUGAAGUCCAUCCUUUGGUUGGCGUGUUUGCGAAGAUAAUUUCCAAUCCGAAUUUCUCUCCGUCGUCCACCUGAAUCCAGGUUGUGUGCAACUCAUUCCAGAGGUUGGGACAAUGGCGCUUGCGUUCAGUCAGCACGACAGGGCGAUGAGGCUCCAGUCUGCUGGAAGCGGGAAAGGCCUUGCCUUGAAGGUGGUGGCGGCACUCGAGCAAGGCCUCGCUGCGUAUAAAAGAGACAAACACUUGUUCGACCCAGAUAGCCUGCAAUAUCUUGAGCCCGACCUGGACGUGCUCAUCAAGAUUGCGGAAGGGAUGGUGGAGUCGCUCAAGUCCAGAUCGGCCAAGUACAACGACGUGGUCACCAAGGCUAUCCUUGCCAUCGGCGACUGCAACAGCGCGAUGAGAGUAGUGCAGAAACACCUUUCGGACGUGAAUUCGCAACUCGAGGGAGAGAGAGACACUGAGGAACUCGACUUACGCAAAGUCCAGGAGGUGCAAGAAGCAAUCAAUGAGAACAACCAGAAGAUUUCGGAGUUGCAAGACCACAUUGAAGAUUUGAAGAAGUGGUUUUGGGUACCCGGAUACAACUACUAUCUGAUGGGUCAGGCCCUCAACGAUCUUUGCACCCAAAAAAGAGCUACUCUAGAGGAGAGGCUAAAACAGGCGUCCCGUGAAUUGCAGUCAACGGAGGAGCGUUUGAGACUGCAUAGGUCCCUUCGCGAUGAGCUGACGGGAGAGACAAAUGUGUUGCAGCGCAAGAUUCACGCUCUGGAAGAGUCCAAGAAGGAGUUUGACCAGACGAAGAAAAUCUACGAUGCCAGAAUUGCCACGAUAUAUGACGUGAUAGUGUACUACCGCCUGUUGCACGACGCAGUGAAGAACAUCAAAGACAAUCUGGACCUUCCCAAGGUAAUCGAAAAGCUGGACAACCCCCGAACAUUGGUGUCACACACUGGAGAUGUUCGGCAAGGGACUUUGAAGGACUCCCUCAUUCAAUUAGGCGACGACUACGACCAGUAUGACGAGCGGGAAGGGAUGGUGGUUGAUGGAGAAGUGGGCAUCUUUACAUUUCAAUUGCUCGGUCUGCACGAGCCGAUGGACGAUGGCAAGUACCGCCUGGCAACCAUGCAGGAUGUGAAGGACCAUCGCGAUGCCCUGCUCGUGACCAUGCCGAAAUGGGAGAUCGCCAAUCUGGCGGACGGCUCCGUGGACGGUGCGCUGUACGGAGGCAAUGUUAGCCCGCGAAUUCGUAGCGAUGUGAGUCAGAAGCUCGCCGUCAAAACUCCAGAACACUUGACCUUCAAGCUUCUGGGCAUCAAUGACCCAAUCGAGUACCCUGUUUAUCGUCUAGCAACAGUGGACGAAGUCACUGCCAAUAAGAACGAGUUGUUCAAGGCUAUGCCCAGCUGGGAGAUAGCAAAUUUGCAGGAUGGUUCUGUGUCGGGGUGGCUUUACGGAGGUGCUGUCAGUCACAGAAUUCGGAACGACGUUGGUCAUAAGCUUGGCGUCAAAGUAUGACCUUCAAACUGAUUAACAACAUCCGAGACAGAGAGCCGGUGCAUCGCAUGCACUGUCGAAGUUUUCAUCACAAUCAUCAGAGUCUCAGACCGGCCAAUAGCAAGGCUGAGCUGAACAAUUUACUGCAUCUUGAUAAUCUCGUAUCCUAUCGAUGUUGUUAGAAAACCUGGACAUGAAUCUCUAAAUUGUCCUUCAAACUUGUAUAACUAGAGACUUUCCAACUUCCUUCCAGCCUGGCUUCUUUGGCGUCGUCAUUCAGAGUCGGUAAACCCCGGGUCCAGUACGACCAGUGCCUGAGCUGGCCUCUUGUGACAAAUAGGCAUGAACAGAGAAUAUAAUUUUAUAACUGGCAGGACGAUGAAGAUAUUAGAUCCUCUGUGCAACUGAGAAAUGGCAGUAAGAUUUUCUAUGAACACAAUAAUCGGGAGCAACUUUAUUAGUAUGGCAUAAUUCAAUUUAUACAUUGUGAACUAGUGUUGCUCAAUCUGUUUUUCUAAAAACAUUCUGUUCAAACUACACAAAAAACUCUAGCUCCUAAUUAAUUUAUAUCUUGUCUUUGAUGAAACUUCAUCUUCAUCUAUGUACAACCAAGGUAUCGCAUGGUCUUAUUCAUGUAUGAA